Messenger RNA from Sinocyclocheilus grahami, 2900 nucleotides. RefSeq names its product neuronal PAS domain-containing protein 3-like. NCBI's taxonomy places the organism in Eukaryota, Metazoa, Chordata, Actinopteri, Cypriniformes, Cyprinidae. Bases 62 to 2260 code for a protein of 732 amino acids. Gene Ontology annotation, molecular function: RNA polymerase II transcription regulatory region sequence-specific DNA binding; DNA-binding transcription factor activity, RNA polymerase II-specific; protein binding. Gene Ontology annotation, biological process: regulation of transcription by RNA polymerase II. The record is from RefSeq and is a predicted model, not a curated record. The transcript is spliced from 7 exons.
GCAGGUAGAGCUGGCGGGCAGCAGUGUGUUUGAUUACGUUCACCCGGGCGAUCAUGUGGAGAUGGCCGAGCAGCUGGGCAUGAAGCUUCCGCCGGGCAGAGGGCUGCUGUCUCAGGGCGGCGGGGCCGAGGACGGGGCCAGCUCUGCCUCUUCUUCCUCUCACUCUGAGACACCUGAGCCAGUGGAGUCGAACAGCCCUAGUCUUCUGUCGCCGGAUAACAUUCUAGAACGUUCCUUCUUUGUCCGUAUGAAGUCCACGCUCACCAAGAGAGGCGUCCACAUCAAGUCCUCUGGAUACAAGGUUAUCCACAUUACCGGCAGGCUGCGGAUAAGAAUGGCAUUAACACACAGUCGUUCGGUACCCAAUCAAAUCAUGGGCAUGGUUGUGGUGGCACACGCACUUCCUCCGCCAACCAUCAAUGAGGUUCGGAUUGACUGCCAGAUGUUUGUUACACGGGUCAACAUGGAUCUCAACAUUGUUUACUGUGAAAACAGAAUCAGUGACUACAUGGACCUGACACCUGUCGACAUCGUAGGGAAGAGAUGUUAUCACUUCAUUCACGCAGAGGACGUGGAAGGCAUUCGGCAAAGCCAUUUAGACUUGCUGAAUAAAGGUCAGUGUGUGACAAAGUAUUACCGCUGGAUUCAGAAGAAUGGAGGUUAUAUCUGGAUCCAGUCCAGUGCCACUAUUGCAAUCAACACCAAGAAUGCCAACGAAAAAAACAUAAUCUGGGUCAACUAUGUACUCAGUAAUCCAGAGUACAAAGAUAUACCCAUGGAUAUCGCACAGCUGCCUAACCUGCCAGAGAAAGCAUCAGAGUCCUCAGAAACAUCUGAUUCUGAAUCCGACUCCAAGAACUCUGAAGACAAUGAAAACUCCAAGUCAGAUGGAAAGGGGAAUCAGUCUUCCGAGAACAGUGAAGAUCCAGAGUCGGACAGUAAGAAACAGACGGGCCAGCCGCCAGAGCAAGAGAUGAGACGACAGGAGGAAGGAGACAGUUCCAGCAAUCCAGAAAGUCAGGACAGUGAUGAUAGUCUGGAACCUUCUGACUGUGAAACCGACCACAAGGAGGGCCACCUAGGUGGUUUACACAUAAAGGUGGAGCGUUACGGUGAUGGUGAGGUGGAGAAACUACAGGACUCGCCCUCCUCUUGCUCCUCAGAAGAAGAAGAGGAUGAGGUGGAAGAUAUUGUGAAGGACUGCAACAGUGGAGGGGAGCUGAGCGGACCAGCAAUGAGUAAACACCAGAAGAGAAAGAAGAGGAGAAAAAAGCAGAAAUGGGAUGGAAGUCGACGUCUCCGUCUGUCUCCCUCGGCCGCUGCUACCCCCAGCCCUGGUAGCCUGGACCCCACCCUUGGAGACCAGCCUCCCCUCCUGCUUCCACCCUCCCCAACCAGUUCCUCUGUGCUGAAGAUCAAGACGGAGAUGUCAGAACCUAUAAACUUCGACAACGACAGCAGCAUCUGGAACUACCCACCCAACCGAGAGAUCUCCCGCAACGAGUCUCCCUACAGCAUGACAAAACCUCACAACACCUUCCCUUCUCCCCCGCCUGCCGGCCUGCAGGUGUCUAUCCCCGACUCUGUCCUCACUCCACCUGGUGCCGAGGGUGGUGGAGGCAGCAGAAAGCUCAACUUCAGUGGCAACAGUAGCAGCGGCAACAAUAACAGUGCCCCCACCUCUGUGUGCAGCGCAACUCCGGGCAGCUUGGUUCCUCCUUCCAGUUCCACCACCGCUGACCCGCUCUCCCCACCUCUCUCGGCAUCGCCACGGGACAAGCAGCAGGGUACACCCACCUCCUCCGGUUCCCUGCUCUACACCAGUGAUCUGGAAGCCCUGCAGCGGUUACAAGCGGGGAAUGUGGUACUUCCAUUGGUGCACAGAGUCACAGGCACGCUUGCUGCCACCAGCACGACUUCCCCACGAGUCUACACCACUGGAACGAUCCGAUACGCCCCAGCAGACGUCAGUCUGGCCAUGCAGGGCAACAUCCUGCCUAAUGCUCACACUGCUGUGAACUUCAUGGAUGGGCCCGGCUUUGGCAUAGACCCCAAGACACCCAUGGAGAUGCUGUACCAUCAUGUGCACAGGCUCAACAUGUCCACCCCCUUUGGGGGUGCGGUCAGUGGAGCCGGGCUCACUCAGAUGCCAGCUGCCAAUGUCUUCACCACAGCAGAGGGACUUUUCUCCACGCUUCCGUUUCCCGUCUACAGCAACGGCAUCCACAACACACAGACUCUGGAGCGCAAGGAGGAUUAAAGCAAAACAUCGAGACCAUAUUACUGUGUUCAACUGUGUUAAAAAGACUUCUGAGGCAAAAGACUGUGUUGGGGAAAAGUGAGAUGUUCUAGCACUUUGAAUUUUGAGCAAUUGAGCUUGUGUAACUGAAAUGAAUGGUUUCUCUUCCUGCGUCUUUCUAUCUCUUCGACUUUCUCUUUCUUCUUUCUCGCCUCCUUACACAAAUUCUUGAUGACGGUUUCUCUAAACAGACUAAUCUCUAUUGUAAAGAGUUCCUUCUGAGCCACAGGGAAUUCAUAGCACUGUAGCGUAUGUUUUCUCUGUGGUGUGAUAUUUGUCCAGAGUAUAUAACAUCCUCAUUAGGAUGUCUUAAAGGUAUUAGAAAAAGAAAAUUGACAAGAAAAGAAACUGUUUAUGUUUCUAAAGUUAUCUUGGUGUAAUCAAGAUUGAUGCUGACAAAAGGAUGUUACCCUAUUUGAUGUAGUUCAAAGGGUUUUGCGGUUCUUUCUAAAGGGGGAAUAGUAUUUUAGAAAUAAUGCUUUUUCUUCGUUUUUUUUAUAGCUCAACUUAACUUGCAAAUCAUGCAUUUUAAAAAAGCAAUUUAGCCGGGUAUUGACCUGUGAAUAGAAUGUUACUAUAAAAUCCCAGGACAUGGAACAGG